AGGGACAAGAAGGAGGGUGUCUGCAACCCCAAGCAAGGGAGGGGAAAUCACGGGAAGAGAGAAGGGGUGGCUUGGUUGUCUGAAGAGGGGGGUAAAAUAUCUCGCCGACCUCGCAGCGACAAGACGCGCAGCUCCUCCUUUCCAAAACAAGAGGCCAAAUCCUCGCCGCAGCGAUGGGAGUGGAAGGUUGUACCAAGUGCAUCAAAUAUCUGCUGUUUGUCUUCAAUUUUGUCUUCUGGCUGGCAGGAGGGAUCAUUCUUGGUGUCGGGUUAUGGAUUCGUCAUGAUUCACAAACCUCCCUAAUCUUGCAGUCAUCACUAGAAGACCAGCCCGCUCCUAACACAUUCUACAUUGGAAUCUACAUUUUGAUUGCAGUUGGAGCAGUGAUGAUGUUUGUAGGUUUCCUAGGAUGUUAUGGAGCUAUCCAGGAAUCACAGUGCCUUCUGGGAACAUUUUUUACAUGCCUCGUCAUCUUAUUUGCUUGUGAAGUGGCUGCUGGCAUCUGGGGAUUUGUUAAUAAGGAUCAGAUUGCCAAAGAUCUCAAACAGUUUUAUGAUCAAGCAUUGACUCAAUCAAAAGACAAUAAUGAGAACAAAGCAAAAAAGGCAACUGCUGUUGUGAAAACCUUCCAAGAAACACUAAAUUGCUGUGGCAGAGAUUCUGUGUUAUCUUUGGUCACCGGUGAAUGCACUCUAGGAGAAAAUUUACAACUAAGCAGUUGUCACUCUAAAAUUGAUGAGCUGUUCUCUGGAAAGCUGUACUUGAUUGGCAUUGCUGCCAUAGUAGUGGCUGUAAUCAUGAUCUUUGAGAUGAUCCUGAGCAUGGUGCUGUGCUGUGGCAUUAGGAAUAGUUCUGUCUAUUGAGCAGAAGUGGAAGAAGAGUGCAAAGUGGUGGUGCCAGUGUGACCCGAAGUGCCACUGCCUGAUCAGGAGACACUUGUAACAAAGAAAGAAAGAAAAUUAUGUAUAUAACUUUUCAGAUAUUAUUCUACGGAGCAUAUCAUUCUUACUUGGAAGUCUUCUUGUUCAUUUUAAAGGAUGGGGGAAAGGGGAGUUUUCUGUAUAUUUGUGGCAAAAUUAGUUACACUCCAAUUUAUGGGUUAUUAAAAAAAAAGCUAUCCUGCUGGUGGUUCCGGGCUUUUAUUAAAAUAGCAUUUCUCUCCCUCUUCAGCCAUUUUAUCAAGAGGGGAAUUUAAGAAUUUAUUCUUCAAGGGGUUUAUCCUUAUGAGGAACGUGGAAAGUUUUUUGCUUUUUUUGUCCUCUGGUGGAGAUAAAGUAAAAUCUUCCUGUUCCAACUUUUUUGUCUUGAUUAUAAGAACUCUUGGAUUCUUGGACUAAAUGUGUGAGCAUAAAUGUACAAGAGUCCCUGAGCAGAAUUAAACUGUUUUUCUAUUCUGUUGCUAAACAUGCACAUUUGUCAGUAUUUUUUAUAAUAAUAACCCCACCUUCAUUAAAAAAAUAUUUUAACCAAUUUUUGCAUAAAUCUAUUACCUUGAUGUCCAUUAUGUUUUCUGGAGACAAAGCAAGAAUCCAAGUCACAAAUCUUCACAAAAUACUAAUUUACAGAAAGGAAGAGUUAGCCCCCAACCUGGUUUUUAAUUUUGAUAUAAUUCUCUCUCUCUUUUUUUUUUUAGAUGUAGGUCUAAUAACAGAAUAUACACUCUUUCAAUAUCUUAACACCCACAUUGCUUACAUUAUUACUUCCACUGCAAAUAUUGCCUAAGGUUUGCUUGAUAGAUGUGUAGUAUUCUAAUGCCAAACAUAAUUAUUGGGGGGAACCAAUUAAAUAAUUUCUGGAAGCCUGUUCAUUAAAUGUAAUUUGUUGGUUUAUAAGAAAGCAACUAUUCUGUGUCAUUGAAAAGACUUUGAAUAAAGCUAAAUAAUGUUGCUCAAGAUACAUAAAUGGGGGUAUGACCCCAAAAGUAAAACUUUGAACCUGUUUUCCAGUAGGCAACCUGUACAAAUCGUUAUGACAAAGAAAUAUUUUUUAAAAUUGCAUCGUCACAGAGCAAACCUAAGCUUUUCAUACUUGUGUUCUGGCAUCAGACACAAGUAGCCAAAUCACAAGGUUUUUGCAUCAUCACAUGCACCUCAUUGUUUGUCCCAUUCCCUGCAGAUCCCCGUUUCCUCGUCCACACACCAGAAAUAGAACAAGAAAACUAUGAGCUGGGCAGUUUUCCAGAACUCCUAACCUCAUCCAUCAUGUUUCCGUAUAGAUACCUCUUUCAUAUCUAUCCAGCUGAGAGUUUACAAAAUGAUCUUGUCUUUGAUUUGCUUAUGAUUUCUGACCAUUCUUUUCCACUUAUCCAUCCUUAGUUCAAAACUGGAAAUUGUCUUGUUCUUUCCCCAGUUCUGCUAACUGUAUUUUCUGUUAGCUUUCAGAUGUUUGAAAAUUGUAUCAUCUGGGACAAUUGUUGUCCAAUACAUCUGGAAAUUCCCACUCAGGGAAUAUUCACUAUGCCAUAGAAUGGCGAUAUACAUAGUUUUGAUUUUGAAAUACAGAAUUCACUAAUACAGAUAUAAUUUUAUCCUGUUUACCACUUCUUAGUUCCUCAAAUUUAUCUUCCACACUGUUUUCAUGCUGUUCUUGAAGAAAUCAUUUUAAUCUUGGUUUCUUCUGCCGUACCACAUCAGCUGCAGUAGAUUCAGUGUCCUUUAAAAUAGUAGUUAGAACAGAGGAGCUGGAUGUGAACUGAAUCAAUCCACAUUUACCUAAAAGGAAGACAAUUCUAAAGUAAAAAAUACUAGUCUCUUCCCAUUGAAAGAAAGGGGGUGGGGGACUUAAUUGCCUCCUUGACUGUAUUCUUGUUUCUUUUUAAGGUAAAUUAUUUGAAGUAAAAAAAUAGUUUUCCCUUCAGUCAGGCAAAGCAAAUAUAACAAUCUGUAAAUUAGAAUCUCAAGGUACACAAGACAGAUCAGAAAAUGACUCUGUUGAUUAGACAUUUAUUUCUCUCGGUCCCACCACACACUGCCUCUUGUUCUCGCUUUCUGGUGUAGGCAGCAAUCAGAUUCAAUUCCUCCAUAGGGGCUCUUUAAAUAUCUAUCCCAAAU
Pseudonaja textilis is the source of this 3050-nucleotide messenger RNA. RefSeq names its product CD81 molecule (gene CD81). Gene Ontology annotation, cellular component: plasma membrane. The record is from RefSeq and is a predicted model, not a curated record. Lineage: Eukaryota; Metazoa; Chordata; Lepidosauria; Squamata; Elapidae.